GCUGUGAUAGAAAUGAAUCGUUGUCAUGGAGAAUAUGAGUUUUGAAUCGCUCAAUAAUUGUAAAAUUAGGAUGUUUAUCUGUGAAAUACUUCAUAUCUUAAUUUGGCUUUUGUCUGUCCCGACGGCCACGCAUCGUGACAGGCAUGAUAAUGAAAUCAUCCUCCACUAGAUAGUGCCGUGGUCUUUAAUUACAGCAACUCUAUCACCUUUGCAUUCAACUGAACAGGCCCAAAUUUCACAUUGAGUCAGUAAAUUGAGAUGACAUCAUCAAUCUGACCCACUCAAAAGGUUCAUAGCUAUAGAUGUCUUCAGGUGAUGCCAAAGCACUACUUUUAUAUUAGCUAGGGCCUUGUCGUGUCCAAUAGAAGCUCCACUCCUGACCGCAACAUAGUUCCUGAGCAUCAACAUGCCUGAUAAAAUGGUGCCAAAGCACUUGUUUUCUGCAUCUCAUUGUUUUAUCUCUGUCAGGCCACUUUGUCAUUCAAGCCUAUCGAGGGGCAGCAUCUGUGUGCUCCGUGGCCUUGCUGCGGGUCCCGUGGGUGAGUCUCCUGCUCCGUCUCCGGCCCCGAAGCAUGGCCAAAGCAGCGCUCCCCGCCUCCGCGCGCCUCUGCGUCUUGCUCUUAACCGUCUCGGCGGUGACCGCGCUGCCGGGAGCCGCGCGCCGUGACCGCGACCGCGGGCGCGUCGGGGACCACAGCGGGCCGGACGUGGGACGCGGAGGACGCGCGGAAGGCUCCCCGGCGGAUGAAGGCGAGGACGCGGCCGGCGGCGCCGAGGGCUCGGAGGGCUCCCCCCGCCUCAGGAGAGCCCUGUCCCGGGAAAAACAAAUGUCGCUGCAAAGCAGCUCGUUCGUGCUCAAGGGGGAUGCGACGCACAACCAGGCGAUGGUCCACUGGACCGGGGAGAACAGCAGCGUCAUUCUCAUUCUGACCAAGUACUACCACGCCGACUCCACCAAGGUGCUGGAGAGCUCUCUGUGGAGGUCCACCGACUAUGGCACCACCUACACCAAACUCAACCUGAUGCCGGGGACCACCGUUGUGGUGAGCAGUUUCUACAUCUGCCCGACCAACAAGAAGAAGGUGGUUCUCGUUGGCUCGUCAAUGAACGAACGGGACCAGAUGCUGUUCAUCAGCACCGAUGAGGGCUCCUCCUUCCAGCGACAGAGCGUGGUCUUCACCCCAGCAACGCUGGUCUUCCACCCCAAGGAGGAGGACAAGCUCCUGGCCUACUGCAAGGACGGGCGGCUGUUUGCCUCCACGGAUUUGGGCCGCAAGUGGACUUUGCUUCAGGAGCGAGUGACCAAGGACAGAGUAUUCUGGUCGGUAACAGAUGUGGAUGUGGAUCCUGACCUGGUACACAUGGAGAUGCAGGACACAAGUGGAGGUUACCUGUAUGUGACCUGUCUCAUCCAGAACUGCUCCGACAAAAUGGUGACCGCUCAGUUCUUGGGGAAAAUCGACCACAAUUCUCUGUCGGUGCAGGGCGACUACAUUUUUGUCAAGGUGACCACAGGGAAUCGCACCAAGCACUACGUGUCGUAUCGACGCAACGAGUUUACCCAGAUGAAGUUUCCCAAGUAUGCCUUGCCAAAGGAUGUUCAGAUAGUGAGCACGGACGAAGAGCAGGUUUUCCUGGCUCUGCAGGAGUGGUACCAGACGGACACGUACAACUUGUACCAGUCGGACACACGGGGGGUCUAUUACUCCAUCGUGCUGGAGAACGUCCGUAGCACCCGGCAGCCCGAGGAGAUGGUCCUCAUCGACAUCCUGGAGGUGCGCGGGAUCAAAGGAGUCUUCCUGGCCAAUCAGAGGGUGGACGGCAAGGUGAGAACCGUCAUCACCUACAAUAAAGGACGAGAUUGGCAGCCCUUGACCCCGCCUGCCACCGACAUGAACGGAAAGUCGAUCACCUGCAAAGCGCCCGACUGCCACCUCCACCUUCACCUGCGCUGGGCGGACAACCCCUACGUGUCCGGUACUGUCCACACCAAAGACUCUGCUCCGGGUCUCAUCAUGGGAGCAGGUAACCUUGGCUCCAAGCUGGUUGAGUACAAAGAAGAAAUGUACAUCACGUCCGACUGCGGGAAGACAUGGAGACAGGUUUUUGAGGAGGAGCAUCACAUUCUGUACCUCGACCACGGUGGGGUGAUCGUGGCCAUCAAGGACACUUCGAUUCCACUCAAGAUACUCAAGUUCAGUAUCGACGAGGGGCGCACGUGGACGGUCCACAACUUCACCAGCACUUCCGUCUUUGUCGACGGGCUCCUGAGCGAGCCGGGAGACGAGACCUUGGUGAUGACCGUCUUCGGCCACAUCAGCUACAGGUCCGACUGGGAACUGGUCAAAGUGGACUUUCGGCAGUCAUUCCCUCGCCAGUGUGCAGAGGCCGACUAUGAGUCCUGGCAGCUCACUGAUCUGCAGGGCGAAAAGUGCAUCAUGGGCCAGGAGCAGACUUUCCGUAGGAGGAAAGACACUGCGUUUUGCGUCAAAGGAAAAAGCUACACUUCAGCUCUCGGGACGAAAGCCUGCCAGUGCACCGAACAGGACUUCAACUGCGACUACGGUUUCGAGCGAUCCCUCGCAGAAAGCGGACGAUGCUUUGCUGACUUUUGGCACCAUCCGGACUCGCCGCCAGACGACUGCCAGCCGGGGCGAACCUUCGAGUCCAGCACGGGGUACCGCAAGGUGGUGUCAAAUGUGUGCGAGGGGGGCCUGAACAAAGCACAGAGUGCCAAACAAAGUAACUGCCCUCUGCUGCCCCCUAAAGGACUGCAAGUGGGCAUCAAAGGGCAAAUGCUGGCUGUGGCCCCUGGUGAUGACAUCACAUUCAUAGUUCACCAGGAGGAGGGCGACACGAGCAGCACCAAGUACCAGGUGGACCUGGGCGACGGCUUUCGGGCCAUUUACCGGAACCUGACUGUGACGGAUGAGCCCAUCCAGCACCGCUACGAGAAGCCAGGCGUCUACAAAGUUUCCGUGCAGGCCGAGAACGCGGCGGGUCACGACGAGGCCAGCAUGUACAUCCAGGUCACAGCACCUCUGCAAGAAGUGCACCUGGAAGUGACGCCCAUCGCCGGGAGGAACCACCAGGUCAACCUGACAGCCGUCGUCCUUCCCGCCGAGGCCAACCUGACCGUCUUCUACUGGUGGAUCGGAAACAACCUGCAGCCAACGUUGACCCUGCACAACAGCGUGCUGACCAGCUUCCCAGAGGAGGGCGAGAUUUUGGUGAGCGUCCAAGCCUCCAACGGGAGGUCCAUGGUGCAGGAUACCAGAAGGGUUCGCGUCUAUGAAACCUUCCACGUCAUCCCGCUGAGCUUUAGCAGGCACCUGGACCGCUUCAAUCCCAACAUUCCCGAGUGGCGGGAGGACGUGGGUCAGGUCGUCACCAAGAUACUGGCCAAGGUGACAGGUGUUCCGCAGGAGUCCCUGGUUACCGUGGUGAAGGCGGGCCUGCCCACCGCCGCCGACCUGUACGUCCUCCCGACGGAGCGCACGCCAGCGAAAAGAAGCGUGUUUCAGGAUAAGCGUAUUCCAGCCAUCAUGCAAGCUUUCAAAGAGCACAACGUCAGCUUUGUGGUGCGAGGAGGUCUCCAGGUCCUGGUGCUGCCAGCGGACCCAAACGCAGGGCUAGCUCGAAAUGCUGUUGAGGCCACAGCAACAGAAAGUGGUCACGGAGCUGCCGGCGGUCCUGGCGUCUGGGCCGUCGCCGUCAUUUUCCUCAUCAGCGUCGCGGCCACGGCCUCUUUCAUUCUCUACAAGUUCAAGAGUCCUUGGCUCAGGACUGAGGAGGUCUAUCCCCCUCUGUUUUUCAGGAAGCUGCCAGGCAGCCGCAGUGUCUACGCCCAAAUGCACAACGAAAAGGAGCAGGAGAUGACCAGUCCUGUCAAUCACAGCGAAGACACACAGCACAUCAUCCAGGGUGAGGAGUUCAUCGACGACGACCUGGACUCGCAGACGCUAGGUAACGCGGGAGCCAGCCCCACCUUCCGCUCCCUCAUACGGACCACCACUAACCACUGCUACUAAAUACCGCGCCACUCAAAGACACGCCAAGGUAACCAUUCAGGCGUGGUGCUGGGUGUCAACUCCAGAGAACUCCGCAGUUACCUGAGCAGCUGAUUGCUGCCAUGGCGACGGCUCUCACGAACACAGGGAUUUCACUCCGCCUUCAAUCCACCUCCUCUAAACAAACACACACACACACACACACACACACAUCCCGAAGCUUGGUGGGAACCCGGUUCCAUGGAGACCCUCUUCCGAAGGGUGUCAGCCCUAAAUUCCACGCUUCUCACCAUAACCACCACCACAACCAUCCCCCCUUGAUUAACAGAUGAAAGUCGGCGGCACGGAGGGAAGGCGUACUUUUUUUUUUUUUUUU
Hippocampus comes (tiger tail seahorse) is the source of this 4386-nucleotide messenger RNA. RefSeq names its product sortilin-related VPS10 domain containing receptor 2 (gene sorcs2). NCBI's taxonomy places the organism in Eukaryota, Metazoa, Chordata, Actinopteri, Syngnathiformes, Syngnathidae. Gene Ontology annotation, molecular function: protein binding. Gene Ontology annotation, cellular component: membrane. Bases 573 to 4031 code for a protein of 1152 amino acids. The record is from RefSeq and is a predicted model, not a curated record. The transcript has 29 exons.